UGUAGUGCAACGUUAGCUAUGGCACAGAGGUCUGAAACAACAUAGCAAGGGACGUGUUUGAGGGCUUUUUAGCCGCUGACAGAAUGAGAUAAGAUGGAUAAUGUAGCGACGGAUUCUUCUGUGACCGAAGAGGAUGAAUGUUCAGACUCAGAGGUUUUAUGUUUGAUGAGAGUCGGAAGAAAUUCAGACUGGCUUCGCCUGUUCGAAAACACUGAGAUCACCAUCGGACGUGGUGUGGAUGUAAUUUACCAGCUGCUGUCUCCAACUUGUCCUCUCAUGAUCUCCAGACUGCACUGUACUUUCAAGCAGAGGGAAGAUGGCCAGUGGACAGUUACAGACAAGAAGAGUCUCAACGGGGUGCGGGUCAAUGGAAAUCGCAUUCCCGCUGAAGAAGCCCAUCAGCUCAGGCUUGGAGACUCCAUACAACUUGGGGUUCCUGUAAUUGGAACCAAAGUGGAGUUUGACUACAUCCUUGUCCAGCGGCCCCUCAAAGACAUAAAACUCUGCCUUGCAAAGGCACAUAGAGAGGGUGCUAAAGCAGCACACAUUUCCAAGAAGUCCAAGAGGAAGUUGUCUGUGGAAGAAGUUGAGCCGUCUACCUCAAAGCCCAAGCUCUACCGUUGUUCUUCUGCAGAUAAGUCAUUUGCAAGGCCCUGCCCUCUUUCUCAAGUGAGAUGCCAGCAGAGGCUCAGUCACACCCAGCCAGAGGAAACUGGGCCCAGUAGACAAGUCCAGGAAUUAGACCAGCCCUCCGAUGGCUCCAGCAAUCCCUGUGACCUGGACAACUUGCAGAUGUACAGCCAGAACAUUCUGUUGCUGAGGGAGCAGGUGGAUGACACCCAGAGGCAGGUAGCCUCUCUGGAGGGCCAGCCCCGGCAGGCCGACCCUCUGAGAGAGGAGCAGGUCAGGGAGCUGCAGGGUCAGCUGGAGACGCUCAGAGCCAAAAUGCACCGGAUGGAGACAUUAGAGAAGUCCUUCAGUGAAACUAAGAGGCAGCUGGAGGCAGAGAAAACACAGCAACAAGAGGAGCUUUUGAAAAAACAGCUGGAAGAAGCUUUGCAAGAGCAAAAGAAAGUAAUAGGUGAACUUGCCCUUUCUCGGCAAGGCUUUGAAGAGAUUCUCUUGGCCAAAAACAAAGAGCUGGAAGUGACAAAGGAGGAGAAAGAAAAGGCGAGGGCCCAAAAAGAGGAAGUAGUUACACAAGUGACUGAAGUUCUGGAGAAUGAGCUUCAGUGCAUCAUCUGCUCCGAGCUCUUCAUUGAGGCAGUCAUCCUGAACUGCGCUCACAGCUUCUGCUGUCACUGCAUCAAUCAGUGGCGCAAAAAGAAAAACGAGUGUCCCAUCUGCCGACAAGCCAUCCAGUCUCAGACCCGCUGCCUGGCACUGGACAACUGCAUCGACCGCAUGGUGGAAAACCUGAGCCUGGACAUGAAGACGAGGCGCCAGACGCUCAUCACUGAAAGGAAAGACAAACAAGCUUGUGACCGUGAUGUCAUCAGAUCAGCAGCUGACUCUGCACAGGUGAUGGUGAUCCACGUUGACGACAGCAGCAGGAGCAGUGAAAGCGACGACAGCAGCAGGAGCAGUGAAAGCGACGACAGCAUGGUGUCCAUAGAUAGCAGCCUGAGCUCUGUAGUCUCUGUGGACACAGACAGUAGCAUCCACUUGGGCUCCAGUCCUUCCUACAGUGGGUUCUCUGAUGACAGUGUUGAUGAGUUUGACGAUUAGCCCUGUCUUGUCCUGUCGGCUGGAAUGUGAAUCGGACUUUUUGGUGUUGAUGUUUGCAUUUCCCUGGAAUGUUUCCUGGGACCUUUAAGAUAGUACGUAAAAUUUGGUCUCAUCAUGAGUCCGGUAAACAGAUUUAGUUAAGUUUUUUUUUUUUUUCUUUUUGUAAAAUUAUCAGUUGUCUUUUCUCUUUAAUUUUCAACAAAAGGAAUAAAGUUUAUGGCUAUGCAUUUUCA
This is a messenger RNA of Seriola dumerili (greater amberjack), 1961 nucleotides long. RefSeq names its product ring finger protein 8 (gene rnf8). Bases 94 to 1728 code for a protein of 544 amino acids. The transcript has 10 exons. NCBI's taxonomy places the organism in Eukaryota, Metazoa, Chordata, Actinopteri, Carangiformes, Carangidae. Gene Ontology annotation, molecular function: histone binding; ubiquitin protein ligase activity. Gene Ontology annotation, biological process: ubiquitin-dependent protein catabolic process; double-strand break repair; protein K48-linked ubiquitination. The record is from RefSeq and is a predicted model, not a curated record. Gene Ontology annotation, cellular component: ubiquitin ligase complex; cytosol; site of double-strand break.